AUGAGCUUACAAAACGUCAUCCUUCCUCUACAAGACCCAUCACAACAAUGGGACAUACAGAUAGAAGCGGGCGUCGUAUCGUCCAUGAAACCAUCUGGCAAACCUUCUCCAAACCCCAGUCUCUUACUCCCCUCUCUCUGUCAUCCGCAUAUCCAUCUCGAUAAACCAUACCUUUUAACCUGCAAUCACUCUUCUUCUGACAAACACCCGGACUAUUCGGACCUUGUUCCAAAAUCAGGAAGCUUUGGCGAAGCCUUGUCCAACACGGCCGAAGCAAAGAAACGUUACACCGCAGACGACCUGUACCUGCGAGGGUCUCAGCUCCUCACCACGAGCUACACACAAGGUGUAACAUGUGUUAGAGGCUUUGUUGAACUUGACCAUGUCACGCAACUAGAGCCUCUGAAAACAGGGCUUCGGUUGAAGAAUGAAUUUGAAGGGUUUGUCGAUUUGCAGAUUUGUGCUUUUGCCCAGGAUCCGAUCUUCUCAACUGAGCACGGAUAUGAGAAUCGAAAUAUCCUUAUAAAAGCCCUGGAAGAGUUUGGAUCGUCGAUCGAUGCCCUAGGGACCACACUGUAUGUGGAAGAGAAUGGGGAUUUGGAGAAAAAGAACAUACAAUGGGCUAUUCAAACAGCACUGACGUACAACCUGAAUCUCGACUUCCAUACAGAAUUCAACCUCAAGCAAGGUGAUGCUAUGGAAUUGUUCAGUUAUACUGUCGACCAACUCGUUGCCAAUAACUGGCCUACCUACUCUGGCGCCCCAACCGUCGUUCUCGGACAUGCCACAAGACUAACACUAGCGUCUCACAAAGAGCUACGUCAAUUUUCUGAAAGACUUCAAAAGACGAAAUUACCGGUUCACUUUGUCGGAUUGCCUACUAGCGACGUCUUCAUGAUGGGUCGGCCAAUAUCUGAUGAGUUAUCAGAGCAGGACACGCCACUUAGCCGCCAAUGUGGCACACUGCAUGUACCCAAGAUGAUCCAAGAAUAUGGACUGAAGGCGUGUUUGUCUGUAAACAACGUUGGCAAUGCAUUCACUCCAUAUGGAACUGGAGACCCUCUUGGGAUAGCGAGUUGGGGCGUUGGACUCUUUCACGCGGGUAAGACUGAUGAUGCAAAACUGCUCUAUGAAGCUGUCAGUACUCGUGCGAUGGAUGCGAUUAAACCUUUGGAAGUCAGUCACGAGACAAAUAGUCGCGUUGAAGAGAAGAAAAAAUUCAUGUCUAUGAUUCUGUUCAAGAAUGAGGAGAAUAUGAAUAUUAAAUCGCCACAAGGGAAGACAAUACAAGUGCCCGCUCGACAGCGGCUGUCUGUCAAAGACAUUGUCUGGGAUCCACCAGAGACAAGACUCAGAAGCAUAAUUAGAUAG
Molecule: messenger RNA, 1371 nt
Organism: Fusarium poae
Lineage: Eukaryota; Fungi; Ascomycota; Sordariomycetes; Hypocreales; Nectriaceae
Exons: 1
Coding region: 1-1371 (456 amino acids)
Molecular function (GO): hydrolase activity, acting on carbon-nitrogen (but not peptide) bonds, in cyclic amidines
Source: RefSeq, a predicted model, not a curated record